Messenger RNA from Hibiscus syriacus, 455 nucleotides. RefSeq names its product chaperone protein dnaJ 11, chloroplastic-like. The record is from RefSeq and is a predicted model, not a curated record. The coding region runs from base 50 to 448 and encodes 132 amino acids. NCBI's taxonomy places the organism in Eukaryota, Viridiplantae, Streptophyta, Magnoliopsida, Malvales, Malvaceae. The transcript has a single exon.
CUCUCUCCAAACCUCCUGAUUCUACCGUUUUGCCCUUCUUUUUCCCCCAAUGUAUGCAACCCUCCCUUCCCCUCUCGUCGCUAAACCCAUCCACAGUUUCUCCGUGAAGAAGACCGUCACCGUCAGGAACUCGGCGCAGGCGGCGUCGUUUAAGUCAGCCACCGUCAGGAACUUGGCGGGGAGUUUGUACGAGAUACUCAAGGUGGAGAGAACGGCGUCGUUGAACGAGAUCAAGAUGGCGUACCGGAGUCUGGCCAAGGUGUACCAUCCCGACGCGAUGGGAUCCAAAUCGGACGGCGGAGAUUUCAUAGAGAUACGCAACGCCUACGCGACAUUGUCGGAUCCGACGGCGAGAGCCGUAUACGAUAUGUCGUUGGGGGCACGUGCGAGGCGUGUCGGUAACUGGGUGUACCCGAUCGGAAGAUGGGAGACCGAUCAGUGUUGGUAGAAGAAAA